AUGCCGGAACAGAAGAAGUCCUCGCCCCAGCAGGAGGUGAUCCUUUCGAAGUGGUACUUUGGCGGCCUGGCCUCCGCCGGCGCCGCCUGCUGCACCCACCCACUGGACCUGAUCAAGGUGCACUUUCAGACGGCGCAGUCGAGCGGCGCUUCCGGCUCCACCGCUUCCUCUUCCUCUGUCCGUCCGACGAUGGUCUCCACGACGGUGCGCAUCAUCCGGGCGGAUGGCGUGCUGGCGCUGUACAGCGGCCUCACCGCCUCCCUCCUUCGCCAGCUUACCUACUCCACCACCCGCUUCGGCAUGUACGAGGUGGGGAAGCAGCAGCUGGCCCCGGACGGCCACACCAUUCCCUUCUACCAGCGGGUGCUCCUCGCCGGCGUCUCCGGCGCCGCCGGCGGCCUGGUCGGCAGUCCCGCCGACAUGAUCAACGUGCGCAUGCAGAACGACAUCAAGCUGCCGCCGGCGGAGCGCCGCAACUACCGCAACGCCCUUGACGGCCUCAUCAAGGUGUACCGCUUCGAGGGGCCGAAGGCGCUCUUCAACGGCGCCUCCAUGGCCACCUCGCGCGCCAUCAUGAUGACCAUUGGACAGCUGUCCAUGUACGAUCAAAUCAAGUACAUCAUGUUGACGUACUUUUCCUCUAUCUUUGAGGACAAUGUGUCAACACACUUGACGGCCAGUACGCUGACGGGCGCCGUGGCGACGUCACUCACCCAGCCGCUGGACGUACUGAAGACACGACUGAUGAACUCGACUGAGAACCAGUACCGGAGCGUGGGCCACUGCAUCCGCGACCUGUACCAGACCUCCGGCGUGCUGGGCUUCUUCAAGGGCUACGUGCCCGCCUUUGUCCGCCUCGCGCCGCACACCAUUCUCACCUUUGUCUUCCUCGAGCAGCUUCGCCUCAACUUUGGCACUCGGGUAAAGGCCACGGCGAGCCACUCCUGA
Messenger RNA from Rhagoletis zephyria (snowberry fruit fly), 948 nucleotides. Its product is annotated as mitochondrial dicarboxylate carrier-like. NCBI's taxonomy places the organism in Eukaryota, Metazoa, Arthropoda, Insecta, Diptera, Tephritidae. The record is from RefSeq and is a predicted model, not a curated record.